AUGACGGCUCUCUCUCAGUCUCGUCUUCCUACCACCCACUCGGCCAUCAAGGUCGAGUCUCAAGGGCAAGUCACAGUCGCAGAGUCCGAGCCUCUUCCAACGUUAGGUCCAUUGGAUGUUCUUGUUCAUAAUGUCUGUGUUGGGCUCAACCCCUACGACAGCAAGUCGGUAGACAUGUCGCCUAGCCAAGGAGCUACCAUCGGAGGUGACUUUGCCGGCGAGAUCGUGGCCCUUGGCGCCGAUGUGCCCUCUGGUCGCUUCACAAUCGGACAGCGCGUUUUUGGCUGCGUCUUUGGUAACAAUCCCGAUCGCCGUGACAAUGGUGCCUUUUCCGAGUAUGUGGCUGCUCCCGCCGAUUUCGUUGUCAGAAUACCAGAUGGUAUGUCGUUUCAACAAGCCGCAACUCUUGGUAUUGGUUUGGCCACAACUGGAAUGGCACUGUUCAAGAAUUUAGAACUGCCCAUGCCUAAUGCCCAAAACGCCGGUCAAGCCAAAUCUGCAAACAAAAAACCAGUUACGGUUUUGGUAUAUGGCGGCGGUACAGCUACGGCGGCUCUGGCCAUUCAGGUGCUACGACGAUCUGGAUUUAAACCCGUCACUACUUGCUCACCACAUAACUUUGACCAUGUCAAGGAAUUGGGUGCCGAAGAAGCUUUUAACUACAAGUCGCCCACCUGUGGCUCCGAGAUCAAGGAGUAUACCAAGGACAAAUUGGGGUUUGUCUUGGAUUGUAUUACUACAUCCGACUCCAUGAAGGCUUGCUAUGAAGCCAUCGGUUCCAAGGGUGGUCGAUAUGUGUCGCUGGAUCCUUUCCCCUUGCACGGUCACACACGCCGCAGUGUUCAACCCGAUUGGCUGUUCCUCUUCACGCAGUUUGGCGAGGCAGUCAAUUGGCAGCGCCCAUACAACUUUGAUGUGAGACCCAGAGACAAGGGUGUCGCUACCCGGUGGUACCGCGUUGCAGAACAAAUGCUGCUCAAGGGCGACAUCACGCCUCACCAUCACCAGGAACAAGAAGGAGGACUCGCCGCGGUAAUUGAUGGCAUGGAUGCCGUGCGCAAGGGUGAAGUUUCUGGAUACAAACUUGUAUACCCCAUCCGCAAUGCAGCUUGA
Akanthomyces muscarius is the source of this 1113-nucleotide messenger RNA. RefSeq lists its product as uncharacterized. Bases 1 to 1113 code for a protein of 370 amino acids. Gene Ontology annotation, molecular function: oxidoreductase activity, acting on NAD(P)H. The record is from RefSeq and is a predicted model, not a curated record. Lineage: Eukaryota; Fungi; Ascomycota; Sordariomycetes; Hypocreales; Cordycipitaceae. The transcript has 2 exons.